AUGUCAGCCUCCGUGGACUUAGAGCUGAAGAAGGCUUUCCAAGAGCUUCAGGUGCAGGUGAUUGAGACCAGGAAUCGCGUCAAACAGAUGGACCUACAGAUGGAUGCGCUGAAGAGGUCGUCCCAACACUCGCGGAUCACAUUAACACAACUCAAUGAUAUGCCAGAAGACACGCUUAUGUAUGAGUCGGUCGGACGGAUGUUUGUGUUGAGACACAAGAGUGCCAUCAAUCGACUCUUGGAGGACAAGGUCCUCACCAACGACGAGAAGUGCAAACAAUUGUCGCAAAACAAGACAUACAAUGAGAGCAAAGUGAAGGAGUCGGAGAACAAUCUGCGGGAACUGAUCAACACUAAGAAACUGAACCCAUGA
Molecule: messenger RNA, 372 nt
Organism: Oppiella nova
Lineage: Eukaryota; Metazoa; Arthropoda; Arachnida; Sarcoptiformes; Oppiidae
Source: the annotation of a GenBank genome assembly